AUGCCGUCCGUCAAGACCCCCAACCACCGUUGCAAGAACCGCCUGGCGGCACAGGCCAGCAAGGCCAAGAAGGUGCGCCAGAAGAAGUCGGAGGAGAACAAGCACAAGAUUGCAAAGGUCGACACCAUGCGCGGCGCGCGCCCCGGCCUGUUGCCCACCAGCGGACCCAAUGCGCCUCUGAGCAAGAAGAAGGCCAAGAAGCUCGAGAAGAAGAUUGCGCAUGCCAUCAGGAGGAAGAUGGAGGCCGAGGGCGAGAUCGUAAUGGAGGAUGCCGCUGAGGAAGCCGACGAGGAAGAAGACAAGGCUGCUGAUGAGGAUAUGGAGGUGGAGAAGAUUGAGUAA
This is a messenger RNA of Colletotrichum truncatum, 342 nucleotides long. RefSeq lists its product as uncharacterized. Lineage: Eukaryota; Fungi; Ascomycota; Sordariomycetes; Glomerellales; Glomerellaceae. The record is from RefSeq and is a predicted model, not a curated record.